Messenger RNA from Angiostrongylus costaricensis, 855 nucleotides. Lineage: Eukaryota; Metazoa; Nematoda; Chromadorea; Rhabditida; Metastrongylidae. The record is from the annotation of a GenBank genome assembly.
AUGCUACCGUCAGACAUCGUCGCCGGAAUGUCGUUGAUCGUCUUCGGCUUUGUUGGCGUGUUUCUGUACGUCUUGAUCACCUGCACAAUGGCCCAAAUGAUUGGAGAAAUUGUUGGCUUUCGAUUUUUAAUCAGUCAAGCGAUUACGGACGUUCUUCUUCUUUUACAGUUCGCCAUUUGGCCUGGUGUCACAAUUCUUUGCCAGGAUGAAAUUCUACCAGAGAUGGCUAGAUGGCAUGUGCACAUCUAUCUCGAUUUUACAUGGUGGGCAAUGGUCUAUCAUUACACGAUGGUGGCAUGGUCACGAUGGGCGGCUAUACAGUGGCCAAACUGGUUUCGUCUUCUUCCACCCACUAACUGCCUAAUGAUCUGCUUUGUUCCAUGGCUAGUUGGACUCACGCAAUCCAUUAUAGAGCACCAGUUCGAUUGGUUCGUUCCACUUUACUUCAAUCCUCAACGAUACGGUAUGGACACUGAUUGGUUACGGUACGAGCAAUCAGGAACAAAUACCUACUAUAUGGUGUGUAAUGCAGUGCUAAUGGUGCUACCGUUUCCGUUCUACGCUGCCGCCCUUAACAUUCUACUCAGGAGGCGCGCUGAUCGAAUCACUAAAGCGCGGUCACAAUUUUCUAACGGCAAGCGGAAUUCGAUUCUCUCCAUUCAACGACAGUUAAGCAUUGAAACUCGUCUACUCAUUCCGUGCAUCAUCAACACCAUAUUGUUUAUUGUUGGGCAGGUACGAAUAAGAAUAGACAAUUUGGAGAAUAGUGCGAUGCAGCAAACUACCGCAGUCAAUCGUUCCUUGUUUCGAUCCCUAGCCACUUUCAAGACGCUCAAGCUAUCGAAUUCUCGCAUG